AUGGGGUUGCCAGGGAAAGCAGUCCGUUUAUUAGCAGUGCAGAGAUGGACAGAGGAAAUAUGUAUGAAGGAAAGAAUAUGGCUCUCUUUGAGGAGGAAAUGGAUAGUAAUCCCAUGGUGUCAUCUCUUCUUAAUAAACUGGCUAACUACACUAAUCUGACUCAAGGUGUGGUGGAACACGAAGCAGAUGAAGACAGCAAGCGAAAGGAAGUCAAGGUUCCACGUAUGGGCACUUUUAUUGGUGUGUACCUGCCCUGUUUGCAAAACAUCUUGGGAGUAAUUCUUUUCCUACGUUUAACAUGGAUUGUGGGAACAGCUGGAGUUCUUGAGUCUUUCAUCAUUGUGUUCAUGUGUUGUGCUUGUACUAUGCUAACUGCAAUUUCCAUGAGUGCGAUAGCAACAAAUGGUGUCGUUCCAGCUGGAGGCUCUUACUACAUGAUUUCAAGAUCUCUAGGGCCAGAGUUUGGUGGAGCAGUGGGACUCUGUUUCUACUUGGGUACAACCUUUGCAGGAGCAAUGUACAUUCUUGGUACCAUUGAAAUUUUAUUGACUUACAUUUCUCCAAGUGCUGCUAUAUUUAAAGCAGAAGAGGUUGGGGAGGAAACGGAGGCUAUGCUGAACAACAUGAGAGUUUAUGGAACGUGUAUUAUCAUUCUGAUGGCCAUAGUAGUUUUUGUGGGAGUUAAGUAUGUAAACAAACUUGCACUGGUCUUCCUUGCCUGUGUGAUUCUUUCCAUCAUUGCCAUAUAUGCUGGAGUUAUUAAGACUGCUUUUGACCCGCCUGACUUCCCAAUCUGUCUCCUUGGAAACCGUACAUUGUCAAAACGCAGCUUUGAUGUCUGUGCCAAAUUUACUGAAAGCAAUAAUGAAACACAGACUACAACUCUGUGGCAACUAUUCUGUGAUAGUCCUUUGCUUAAUGCUACAUGUGAUGACUACUUUAGUCUCAAUAACGUAACAGAAAUUCAAGGGAUUCCAGGAAUAAUGAGUGGAGUUCUAAUGGAUAAUCUCUGGAGUACCUAUUCAGAAAAAGGAUCAAUAGUUGAGAAAAAAGAUCAGCCAUCAAUUCCUGGAUCAGAAGAGACAAAAAUGAGUGGAUUGCCUUAUGUUUUUACAGACAUCAUGACCUACUUCACGAUGCUUGUCGGGAUUUAUUUCCCAUCUGUGACAGGUAUUAUGGCAGGUUCAAACAGAUCUGGAGAUCUUAAGGAUGCGCAGAAAUCUAUUCCUACUGGAACAAUUUUGGCUAUUUCAACUACGUCUUUUAUUUAUCUCUCCUGUAUAGUGCUGUUUGGUGCCUGUAUAGAAGGUGUGAUAUUAAGAGAUAAGUUUGGAGAAGCAGUUAAUGGAAAUCUAGUGGUUGGUACACUAGCCUGGCCUUCUCCAUGGGUUAUUGUGAUUGGCUCCUUCUUCUCAACAUGUGGUGCUGGUCUCCAGAGUCUCACCGGUGCCCCCCGUCUGCUGCAGGCCAUUGCAAGGGAUGGCAUUGUACCUUUUAUUCAAGUGUUUGGUCAUGGAAAAGCAAAUGGAGAACCAACUUGGGCUCUGCUCCUCACUGCUGGUAUUUGUGAAAUAGGAAUUUUGAUAGCCUCAUUGGACAGUGUAGCACCAAUUCUUUCCAUGUUUUUCCUUAUGUGCUAUAUGUUUGUAAAUCUGGCUUGUGCAGUUCAGACGCUUUUACGGACUCCCAACUGGAGACCUCGAUUCAAGUAUUACCACUGGACCCUCUCAUUCGUGGGGAUGAGUUUAUGUCUUGCCUUGAUGUUCAUUUGCUCUUGGUACUAUGCUUUGAUUGCCAUGCUAAUCGCAGGAUGCAUAUACAAAUACAUAGAAUAUAGAGGAGCGGAAAAGGAGUGGGGUGAUGGCAUCCGAGGACUGUCCCUGAACGCGGCUCGCUAUGCGUUGCUUCGUGUGGAGGACGGUCCUCCUCACACCAAGAACUGGAGACCUCAACUUCUGGUUUUGUUAAACUUGGAUAGUGAGCAGCUGGUGAAACAUCCUAGAUUGCUUUCUUUCACCUCUCAACUGAAGGCUGGUAAAGGACUGACAAUCGUGGGCUCUGUGCUUCAGGGAAUCUACUUGGAUAAAUGUACAGAAACUCAGAAAGCUGAAGAGAACGUUAAGUCCUUAAUGGGAGCAGAAAAGACUAAAGGGUUUUGCCAGAUUGUGGUGUCUCCUAAUUUCAGAGAUGGAAUCUCCUAUUUGAUUCAGUCAGCUGGUCUAGGAGGGAUGAAGCACAACACAGUCCUGAUGGCAUGGCCACAGUCAUGGAAGCAGACAGAGAAUCGUUUCUCCUGGAAAAAUUUUGUUGACACUGUACGGGAGACAACAGCAGCUCAGCAAGCACUGUUGGUGGCUAAAAACAUUGAUUUAUUUCCAACAAAUCAAGAACGUUUUACUGAAGGAAACAUAGAUGUGUGGUGGAUUGUUCAUGAUGGUGGUAUGCUGAUGUUACUGCCUUUUCUCCUUCGACAGCACAAGGUUUGGAGAAAAUGUAAAAUGCGUAUCUUCACUGUGGCUCAAAUGGAUGAUAACAGCAUUCAAAUGAAGAAGGAUCUUCAGAUGUUCUUGUAUCAUCUUAGACUGAAUGCUGAAGUGGAAGUUGUUGAAAUGCUUGAAAAUGAUAUUUCUGCGUUCACGUAUGAGAAGACGCUCAUGAUGGAACAGCGAUCUCAGAUGCUAAAACAGAUGCAGCUAUCAGAGAAUGAAAGGGAAAGAGAGAUUCAGAGUAUCACUGAUGAGUCUCGAGGCUCAGUCAGAAGGACAAGCUGCUCCAGCCCACAGUCCAUUGGCCAGGAUGGGCAAGCACUGACUAAUGAUUAUCAAGAGGAGGAGGCUCAACUGAUCCAUGACAGAAACACUGCCUCACACUCAGCUCCAAUGGUCAAAGCAACUGUGGCUGCUGCUGCGCCAGAAAAAGUGCAGAUGACCUGGACUAAAGAGAAGUUGGUAGCUGAAAAGCAUAAAAACAAAGAUUCAAAUGUGUCUGGCUUUAAAGAUAUUUUCAACAUGAAGCCAGAAUGGGGAAAUCUGAACCAGUCAAAUGUGAGAAGAAUGCACACGGCUGUGAAGCUCAAUGGAGUUGUGCUUAAUAAAUCGCAGCAUGCUCAGCUAGUUCUCCUGAAUAUGCCUGGACCUCCUAAAAACAGGAAAGGGGAUGAAAACUACAUGGAGUUUUUGGAAGUUCUGACAGAAGGUCUGGAUAGAGUUCUCCUUGUCCGAGGCAGUGGACGUGAAGUGAUCACCAUUUAUUCUUAACCAGUUUGCACGUUUUAUUC
Messenger RNA from Chaetura pelagica (chimney swift), 3277 nucleotides. RefSeq names its product solute carrier family 12 (potassium/chloride transporter), member 7 (gene SLC12A7). The coding region runs from base 45 to 3257 and encodes 1070 amino acids. The transcript has 25 exons. The record is from RefSeq and is a predicted model, not a curated record. Gene Ontology annotation, molecular function: potassium:chloride symporter activity. NCBI's taxonomy places the organism in Eukaryota, Metazoa, Chordata, Aves, Apodiformes, Apodidae. Gene Ontology annotation, biological process: chloride ion homeostasis; chemical synaptic transmission; cell volume homeostasis. Gene Ontology annotation, cellular component: membrane.